Molecule: messenger RNA, 252 nt
Organism: Eremothecium cymbalariae DBVPG#7215
Lineage: Eukaryota; Fungi; Ascomycota; Saccharomycetes; Saccharomycetales; Saccharomycetaceae
Gene: LSM3
Product: U4/U6-U5 snRNP complex subunit LSM3
Exons: 1
Coding region: 1-252 (83 amino acids)
Biological process (GO): mRNA splicing, via spliceosome; P-body assembly
Cellular component (GO): catalytic step 2 spliceosome; Lsm1-7-Pat1 complex; U4/U6 x U5 tri-snRNP complex
Molecular function (GO): RNA binding
Source: RefSeq, a predicted model, not a curated record
AUGUCUGAUACUCCGUUGGACUUGUUGAGGUUAAAUUUGGACGAGAAAGUUUACGUAAAAUUGCGGGGUGCCAGAAAACUUACAGGUACCCUGCAGGCUUUUGAUUCGCAUUGUAAUAUCGUACUUUCAGAUGCAGAGGAAACAAUUUACGAGCUGGUUGACGGCAACUUGAGGUUUGAAACGAAAACCUCAGAGAUGAUAUUUGUCAGGGGAGAUAGUGUGACAUUAGUUACUGCACAACCUGAAGAAUGA